GACUCCGAUCUUCCACCUUCUCCUCGUCGCGUCGAUCUGAGGAAUCCUUUUCAGUAACGAAGAAAGUAACGCGUCCGACACGACGCUGGAUGUAACCAGCAGCAUUGAUAUUAUCGUCCAGUCGACUUCGAGCUUUCCUACCCUUUGACCUUCGAGUUUAAAACUUAAUGCUCCAACUAUUUCUCCCUAGCCCCGACAGAUGCAUACAUUGGUUCAACCUCCGGCAGGGGAACGUCUUCCAUUCGCGGCGCACCGGGCGUACGAAGGAGACUUCAGUUGCCUCGGAGUAACAAACGUCCCAUUGCGAGUUUGGAAUGUAAAGAAGGAUGAAGCUCUGACUCCGGAAUUGGAAUUGGAAUUGGAAUUGGAAGAGGUUCUGACGUCGGUACGACGAUCGUCUAGCACCCGUGAUGGGUUGCCAGUGAUCGUCUUGCCAAUAAAAGUACUCACCUCCAACCCUUGGUGUUUGGCGGACCGCGACUGUGAUGCGGUGUCAUUGUUCGCGGUGCUUGAGAAGGACCUCGAAGAGGAUGUAGACGAAGCGCUCGACUGAUUAUAUGCGGUCAUGUUUAUACAGACGGUCGUCGCCGAAGGUAUGAGGGUUGAAUUGGACUCCAUAGCAGCUACGGACAUCGAUCUUUUAUAUUGCUACCUCUGUGUUCGACACCUA
Molecule: messenger RNA, 670 nt
Organism: Somion occarium
Lineage: Eukaryota; Fungi; Basidiomycota; Agaricomycetes; Polyporales; Cerrenaceae
Source: the annotation of a GenBank genome assembly